This is a messenger RNA of Parnassius apollo (apollo), 369 nucleotides long. Lineage: Eukaryota; Metazoa; Arthropoda; Insecta; Lepidoptera; Papilionidae. The record is from the annotation of a GenBank genome assembly.
AUGGACGAGAACCAAGACGAAACAUCGAAAUAUAAAGUGCAAAAAAGACUUAAAAAGAUUUUUAAAAAGGAGGCUGCUAUACGUGGCAAGAAGAAAUAUAAAAAGAACAAAGAGAUGGGUGUGUGCAGUGGGCUAAAUAGAAACCAAAAUGCAGAUAAAGAUCGGAAAUAUGUUUGCUCAAUUUGCAAGAAGAAGCAAUAUAAGUACAGAAGGAACAAGUUGAGACACGAAAAGUACGAAUGUGUCACCGGUCCACAGUUUUCUUGUGGGACUUGCGGCAAAAAGUACUCACAAAAAAAAACCCUGACCUCACAUAUCGUGCAAAAGCAUCCUGAUUGGGCCUUAGAUGUGCAAAUUCAUAAUGCUUGA